This is a messenger RNA of Panicum virgatum (switchgrass), 2598 nucleotides long. RefSeq lists its product as uncharacterized. The record is from RefSeq and is a predicted model, not a curated record. Bases 239 to 2284 code for a protein of 681 amino acids. NCBI's taxonomy places the organism in Eukaryota, Viridiplantae, Streptophyta, Magnoliopsida, Poales, Poaceae. The transcript is spliced from 6 exons.
CCACCCACCUCCGCGGCUCCCAAGCCCUAGAUGUCCCCCUCCCCCUCCUCCUGCCCCCGCCGCGCCGCCGCCUGCGCCCCGCGCAGAUCCCGCCAGAUCUCGCGCCAAUCGGAGGCCCCGCGCCUCCCCGCGGCCCGAUUCGCCGCCAGCGCGCCCCGGAACGGCGCUGAUUUGGGCCGGUUUUGGCGGUGAGGUGGGGUGAGGUUCCGGUGGGUCUGGGCCUCCCGGGGCCCGGUGGAUGGAUGCGGUGGAGCUGCCGCUGCCAGCAAAGGUGGAUUUUGGGAAGAUCCUGGCGCCGGCAGCCGCGCUGGAGGGGUUGGACGGCGGAGUGGUGGGAGGUGGCCCCGGGGGAGGGGGUGGGGAGGUGCUGAGGCGCUGUGCCGAUGCGGAUCGGCGGCACAGUAGUGAUGUGAAGGAGCAAAACCAGAAUGUAGAAGGCUUUCCAUCUUAUAGAAGUAGAAGGACUCCUUUGGAAGUCUCUAUGCAGAAAUCUCUUGGUUUUGGAUUUAAGUCUGAAAAUGGUAAACGGGAUUUUGUUGGAAAUGAUAAUAUUCAAUCCUUGCAUAAGCAAGAUAGCAAGGUAGUGGCAAAAAAGACCAUAAAGUUGUUGGACGGUCCACCUUGUUCAAAAAGGCCAAAGCUUGAGCCAGUACAAAUUAGUAGAGAUGCUGAAGCUAAGGGACAUGACUUCAUAUCACAGAAGAAUGUGCCUGAAUUGAGACAAUGUGCAGCAUCUGAAAAAUCUCGGUUGCUCAAGCAGAAGCGCAUUUCUGAUGCAAAGAGAAUUGAUAAGAAGAAUAUUAGGUCUGGUGUCAGAUCAAAAUAUGAUUGUUUCUCAUCAAAGGCUGGUUUAGCAAAUUUUGAUUCUGGUUUCUCAGGAAACAGUGUACUUGGACCACAUGGACUUAAAUCUGAUGUCCGCGACAUCACGAAUCACAUCGAGAACCUCUCAUUGAGUGAACUUCUUGAUGGCACUUACAAGUAUUCCAGCUUAGGAAGAGAUAAAGGAAAGAAAGUAUUGCGUACGAAAGACGAACUUCUAGUCUCUGUCCGAAAAGCUUUUUCUAUGCUUUCAGACAUGGACUAUUGCAAUGGAAAGGAUUCUAAUCUCAUACUGAGCCCUAAACUGCCUACUGCAAGCACUUCUAGCUAUGACGUCAAAGAGCAAUGUGGUGACAAGCCAGCCCCCUUGGUUAAGGACUCUUUACAAAUCAAUGUCUGUCAUACUGCACUUUGUCCUCCAAAAGAUAUCUUAAACCGUUUAACACUUGCCCAUGGACAAGAUCUGGACUCUCUUUUAGCACCAGGGAGUGAGAGCACAGCUGCAGUUAAGCCUUAUAUGCCUUCUAUAACUGUUCAUGGGGCUAGUUUGCCACCAUUUCCUUGGUCACACUCACAGGCUGGGGGUUAUCGACAAAGUGUUGACUGUGGUAAACAUGGGUCGAGUAGGAGUAAUUCCCAGUGGCAAUGGGUGAGGGUUGGAUCCAAUCUUCCUCUAGAUUAUAAAGAUUCAUCUGUCCAUAAAAUUGAUGAUCUUCUUCAAGAGAUGGAGGCAGCAAAGUUAUCUAUAAUUGAUUCAUCAUGUGAUAGACAAUAUCAUUUAUGUGGCACGGAAUCAACUUCCGGAUCACUUGUACAAAAUAUUCACUCAAGAAAAAUUGGGGGUGAGAAUGGUCCGCAGCAACUGCAAUCCCUGGACAAUGGUGACUCUUCAGAUUGUUUCCAGAAGCAUGACAUCGAGCACUCCCUUUUAAAAACACUACAAGUAUCGCCAAAGAUACAGCGUGCUGCUGAAAUCUUAUGUGAUAUGAGAAGAAGCACUGAAUCAUGGAGUGCUCAAGGAUACAGCAAUGGUGCAAUUAAGUGGCCAAAAUCACCAUCUGAAAAGGUUAUGAAGGCUCGCAAGCCCUCAUCCCAGUUAGGUAUAGCUGAGAGCUCAUCAGGUUCUCGUAACAAUGAUGUAACUUGGAAUGGGAGCAGUCACUCUACCAAGAAAGUAGUUGACAGGAAGAAUGAUUCUGCGCGCUUGAAUAACCCUAGCAAGGGGACUAUAAGGUGGCCUGUGCCUAUUGAAGAUGGUGUCUCUCCUGUCAGGUCCGAGCGAGGUCUUAUGCUUGAUACAAGGCAACCCCAUGGUAAUGGCGGAAGGCAUCCAAUCCAGGUGUCAUCACAGGCACGGCUUGAGAAGGAGUACGAGAACCAGCAGAAGUUGAGGAAAGCAACACUGACCUCAUCUCUAGGAUCUGCAGGAGAUUGGAAUACGGAGAGGAACAGGAGAAUGUGAAGUGUACAUUAUUCAUGUUGAAAUCAUAGUCUAUGGUAUAUCAGUCUGGGGGACAGCGUAACCAGGCAACUGUUUCAUAAGGUCACAGGACAUUGGGAGAUGUGAUAAUUUAGGUGGCAGGUGAUGUAUCUAUUGGCCCAUUUGUUGUUGGGGGAAACUGUUGUAACAAGUGUAAUUUUCCUUUUCAUCUCCAUCAUAUCACAGGUCUCUCACUGUCUCACUAUCUUCUGCUGUGUAUUACUAAUAUAUCUCGACCUACUACCAGUGAAGUAAUAAUAGCAUUCCAGGGUCGACUCAGUGGUUUGCAUCUUGCA